AUGGAUACUGAAAACUUUUAUGAGGUAAGUGAAAAAUUGAAUUUUAUAUUAUUUUAGGUGUUAAUUUUCCUUAUUUUACCAAGUUUUAGUCUGAAGGCCCUCUGGUUUGGUCGAAUAAUACAGAGAAGGCUCAAGAACGGGUCGAACCUUGUUUAGAAUUGCAAUUUGACUUCAGCCAAGAGCUUGCCGAACUACGCGCUGAGUUGGAAGGAUCCAAACAGAAGGAGGAACGGUUGUUGGAGGAGAUUCAGCGAGAAUUAGAUGGAGCAAUUGGGCCUGCUGGUAAGUGAUCUUCUUCUUGAUAUUUUCUGUUUUUAGGAAGAUGUUUAUGGGGGAUUUAUUGAGAUUUCGAUGGAAUUUUGUGAGAUUUUUGUAGUUUAGGUAGUCAUGGAUAAUAUCCGCGGGGUUUAGGCUAAAGUUCUUCAAAUUUUUUUGAUUCAAGAGGGUUUGCUAAGCGUGUAGAUUCUUUGAGAAUGCUCUUAGCAAAAAAUUGAGUUAUUUUGUUAUGAAUUUUGUUGUCAAAUUUAUCUUAACCAUGCCACAUGAUGGCUAUGGAUAAUAUUAGCUGUUUUUCGCCAAAUUUGUUAAACUUUCUUGUGGAAAUUAAUAUCUCCACCUCGCAGGUGGUUUAAUAGAGCUUCUCAAGUGCUUUUCACACCAUUAUCUUCCCUGCUUUUCAGUGAUUUUACCUCAUCUUCACCAUCCCAUUUCAGGUGUGGAGAAAUUUAUGAAAUCCUUCGAUCAAUCAGUUGCCCGAGUCUGCAGUCUCAACGAAUGUAUCAAAAGCGAUGCGAAACAGCUCAAUUCAAGUCUCCGCACAGUCUCGGCGCUGGCCGAUAACAUCAGUAAAAAGGUUGCAGUGCUGGAUCAAGCCAAAGGUCGUGUUGUGGAAUGCCUGCAACUUGUAAACGACCUUCGAGAUUUGCGAACAUGCGCUGAGGGAGUACAGAAAGCCAUGGCAGAGAAGGAUUACGAUGAGGCGGCGCAAAACAUCCAUCGAUUUUUGACAUUGGAUUCGGCUGUUUUUAGAGUCGGUGAUGUUGGAACAAAAGGUAAUUUUUCGAAUAUUUUUUGAUUUUUCGGAGUUUAGAACCUGGCCAAUCACUGAAACACAGCUACGAGAUUCUCCGAUCCGCUCAGUCCGAGCUCAAAGUUAUUAUCGAGCAGAAAUUUGACGAGUCUUUGGCCGCGGCCGACGAGAAAUCCAUCCAAAAGUUUUUCAAAUUGUUCCCAAUGAUAAAUGAUCAUUCUACGGGCCUCAAAAAGUUCGGCCACUACCUUAAUGGCAAGAUUGCCAACUCAGGUGAAGAGUUCUACAAGGUUAUGCAGGCCGGAGGAACCGACGACAAGAGGAUUAAUGUUCUCUAUGCUGACACAUUAACCUUGCUUUUGGAGCACAUCGCCCGACUGAUUGAGACCUACCAACCCAUCAUUGACAACUUUUAUGGACCGGACAAGCUUCUAGACUUGAUCGAAAUCAUCGAAGUGGAGGCGGAUCGGCAGGCUAUUAGGAUUAUCAACGCCUUCCUUCAGAAACGCCAGUUGGAUGAGAAAAUUCGGACUGUUGAUGGGUAUAUGAGAGGUGGAGGGAGGAGUGCUGGUAAGAGAUGGAGGUUUUGUUGAAUUUUGGGGAAGAUGGGAGGUAGAGAUGGAAGGGACUUUAUUUUAGACAAAAAGUAUUAUAUUACAGGGUCUUACAAAAAACGUGAAGGAAAGUGGAAGGCUAUAACGCAAAGACUUCGUAUUUGAAAUAUGUAUUUUUAAAAGACAUAAGUUUUUGUCUACGAAAUAACAAGCUUUUAAAGUGCAAACUGAGAUCGCUACGACCUUCUGAAGUAGAGGCAUCUCUACCCCGAAAACCAGGUUUUUUCGGUUGAAAAUGAUCGAGAAAUUUCGGACUUUGUCGGUUGAAAAUCAGCAGGAAAUGUCGGAUUUUUUGGAGGGUUUCGAUAUGGGUGAUGUUGAAAAAGAAGAGGAAAGUGCCAACGCUUGUAAUUUUUUCGACGUUUUCUUAAAGACUAUAUCAAGCAACCCCAAAAAAUCUAACAUUUCCUGGUGAUUUUCAACCGACAAAGUCCGAAAAUUCUCGAUCAUUUUAACCGAAAAAAGCUGGUUUUCGGGGUAGAGAUGCCUCGACUUCAGAAGGUCGUAGCGACCUCAGUUUGCACUUUAAAAGCUUGUUAUUUCGUAGACAAAAACUUAUGUCUUUUAAAAAUACAUAUUUCAAAUACGAAGUCUCUGCGCCGCCCACGCAAAUGCUUUUUUGGUCAAGUUUUUACCAAUUCAAAAGUUUUGUUUUGAGCGAAAAAACUGCUGUUUUUGUCUCAAACUUUCUUAAAUUUUAUUUAUUUAUUUAUUUUUUUAUUUUCUCCAGAAAAAAUUGAGCCUCGAGAUUUGGACGUUCUUUUGGCCGAGAUCACAAUCAUGCACACGCGAACCGAACUCUACUGGAGGUUUUUGAAACGUCGCCUCGGCGAAGCGCACCGCCCAUUAAGCGAGUCCGGCGAGGACGGCCAAUUAAGCCCCAAAUUGGCCGCCGAACUGCGCGACUCAGUAUUCGAUCUGGACGAAAUGACCGAAGAGCAGCGAAAAGAAACGGCCGAAAAGCAAAAGCAGCAAAGAAAAGAGCGAAAUCAGAAACUGGACACACUUUUGAAUCGCUCUCAACUCAGCAUGAGGAUGCAGGAAAUCUUGGGGAAAUACGUCCUACUAGAGCAAUAUUACAUGACGGAAUCGGUCAAAAAAGGCAUCGAAAUGGAGGAUGUGGAGGAAGGAGCACUCACCAGCUCCCUAUUGGACGAUGUGUUCUUCAUUGUACGCAAAAGCAUCCGCCGAAGCAUCACCUCCAGCUCGGUGGAUUGCGUCUGCGCCAUGAUGAAUAAUGGAUGCACGCUGCUGGAAACGGACUUCUUUUUGCAUAUUAAUAAGGUUAUCAAGGUGAGUGGGGAGUUUUGGGAGGGUUUGAGGGGGUUUUGAGGGAAGGAAUGGAUUUUUUUUUUUUUGGAUUUGGGAAAAAUGGGAUUUUUUUUUAUUUUUUGAAGAAAGUUUGUGUUUUGAGCCGGAAAUAAGUUGUUGAAUUUGAGCGAAUUAAGUAAAAAAAGUCAUUGAGAAACUUCGUAUUUUAAAAAUAUUCUUGAUAUUUUUUGUUUGGACAGUUUUUUUUUUAUUUUUUUUUGCCUUCGGAUAUUAUCCAUGAGAAUUUUUAGUGAUUUUUUGGAAAAUAAUCCUGAAUAAGGGUUUGUUUUGUGACUGAUUUUUGUUAUAGACAUUGUAGGAAUUACUUAUUUUUAUUUAGACAUAGAUUUGAUAUGAAAAUUUUAAGUUUUUGGAUACCAAAUUUUGAAUUUUAUAUUAUUUUAGGUAUAAAUUUUUUUUUAAUUAAUUUUUUGUUGUAAUACUUUGUAUUUUAAACUUUGAUGAUUCCAGAAUGGAUAUCCGAGUGUUGGAUUUGCCGCCGAAGCCUAUCAAACCGCCCAGACUGCCUAUAAUGUCCUACAACAUGGAAAAUCGGUAGCAGAAGCUGGCCCUGAAUCCCAGCGAACUGCCUUCAUCUUAGCGCUAAAUAACAUGGCUGAAGCUGUCAAAUUUUUGGGGACGCUGAAACAGGGAUUGAGAGAUGAAUUCGAACGACAUAUGGGAACGUUGUCCACCAAUGAAAAGAAUAAAUUGGAAAAUUCGGUGGCUCAGCUGGAUGACCUGGCCAAAAAAUUUAGCCAAAGCACGAGCAUUGGCAUCGGGAAGUUGGUGGAUUCGGCGUUUAAGCCGAAAUUGAAGAGCAAGUAAGUGAAUUUGAAGGUUUUGGGUGUUGUAGUAGGGAUGAAUUGAUAUUUUUUGAAUUUUUUGGGGGAAAAAGGCGUAGGGCGUGGAUGAAGGUUUCCCAGAGAAGAGAAUAUGCCAUAAUAAAUAUGUCUACCAUAAAUUUUUGAUAUAUUACGCACAGUUGAACUUCUGAAAAUUGAUAUAAAGGAGGUUGAAAAAGUUGUUUUUUAUAUCUUGAGUCAAGUGUUUUAUGAUCUUAAAAUGUGUCCAAGGGACAUUUAGAGUGUUUGUUGUCGAUUUAGAGCUUCUUUGAAACACUAAUGUACGAAGAUGCCACUUUUUUUACAAUUUUGGAUAUUGCACUAGGCAAAAAUUGAUGAUUUUUGAAUAAUUUUUGGGAUAUUUGAGUACAUAUUGGUUCCGAAGUUAGUUAAUAGGAUAUUACAAAUAAUUACAGGCCUUGAGCAUUUAGUUUAUGGUCGAAAAAAAAAUUUUUUUUUACCAAAAAUUUUUUUUUUACUUUUUGAUAGCAAAAUUUUUCAAUUGAUUAAUUUUAAUACUUUUUUUUAAAGUUAGAUUAAAUUUAAUGUAUUUCCAGCGCCGACGCAUACCUCGGAUUCAACCACGAACUCAGCGACGACGAAUUUAUGGACUUUGAAAUCAACGAUCCAUUCAUGGCCAACUUUAUAUCCCAAUUGGACAAAUUGAUUGCGCCAUUUGAGAAAUUGUUGACGGAAGAGAAUUAUAAUGUAAGUUGGGGAGUUUAGGAGAAGUUUGAGGGGGCUUAAAGGAAAAAUUUUUUCAAAAAUUGAGAUUUAUCGAUAUUCUCCUUGAUAUUUUUAAUGAAAAUUGGGUGAAAUAAGGUAAAAUUUGAUUUUAAAUUGAUGGUUUUGGAAUUUUAAAGAAGCUUUUGGAUGGAAAUUGUGGUCUAACGGCUUUGAGGAAUUUGUUUAGCCUCUUUCUGGUCCAAAUUUUUGAUUAUAUUAUACUUGGUAGUGCUGAUAAAAAAUUGAAAUUUUGACGCCGAAUUUGAUACAAACCGACUAUUUCUGGUAUUUUCAGGAGCUGCUUGGCGCAGUAAUGGCUGAAACGGCCCGCCGACUCGAAGCCGUCCUCCUCCAAAUCGACCUCAACAGAAACGGCGCCCUCCAAUUGGACCGAGAAUUCAGGGCCCUAACCGAAUAUUUCACAAACAUUGGUGGGUGGGCGAUACGCUCAAAAGCUGUCAGAUUGUCGCAAAUUGUGGGGCUUUUGAAUCUGGACACGGUGGACGAAGCUGUCGCUUAUUUCCAUGACUCGGUAGCACAUCAAGGCCAAACUUUGACCUCAAGCGACCUCAAAAAGUUCCUCAAAUUGAGAACCGACCUCCCCACGGACAAAAUAAAUCAAAUCAAAGUGUAA
This is a messenger RNA of Bursaphelenchus xylophilus (pine wood nematode), 5160 nucleotides long. The record is from the annotation of a GenBank genome assembly. Lineage: Eukaryota; Metazoa; Nematoda; Chromadorea; Rhabditida; Aphelenchoididae.